Messenger RNA from Betta splendens (Siamese fighting fish), 1415 nucleotides. RefSeq names its product ribonuclease P/MRP 38 subunit (gene rpp38). Gene Ontology annotation, molecular function: ribonuclease P activity; ribonuclease P RNA binding. NCBI's taxonomy places the organism in Eukaryota, Metazoa, Chordata, Actinopteri, Anabantiformes, Osphronemidae. The record is from RefSeq and is a predicted model, not a curated record. Gene Ontology annotation, biological process: tRNA 5'-leader removal. The coding region runs from base 187 to 975 and encodes 262 amino acids. Gene Ontology annotation, cellular component: nucleolar ribonuclease P complex; ribonuclease MRP complex; fibrillar center. The transcript has 2 exons.
AUUCAGUGUAUGAAGCCGUCUGUGCAGUACUGUUAUUUGGACGCACGGGGGCACCACUGAGUUUUAUAAAUAAAGUUAUUUUAAUUUCAAACAUGGCGGCUGCCUGUGGUCCAUCCUCGCCGGAGAUGUGAACACUUUGCACAUUUUGGAAACAUAAUACGAUUGGCUGAAUUACGAACGGGAAGCAUGUCCACUCCAAGGAAACCUCAACCCAAAGCCAAAAAGCAGAUUCCAGCCAAGACCUCCUUCACCUCACCCUUUACCCCAACAUGGAGCCCACUCCAUCAAGAAGACAUGCAUUUUAUCCUAAAUACCUUGAAGGAAAAACUUCUCAGCAUGGGCCUUGAAAAGAAAGAGGUGAAAGUGUUUCACUCGUGGAGAAAAAAGAAAGAACAGAGACUUACAGAAGAACCGUCAGAUCCAGUUCCUCAAGUCUUGGAUUUUCCCAAAAACGGCUGGACAAAUGCGGCAGCGCGACGACAGCUGGCCAUCGGCAUCAACGAGGUCACCAAAGCUCUGGAGAGAAACAACCUCAAACUGGUGCUUGUGUGCAAAUCUGUCAAACCAAAACACAUGACGAACCACUUGAUGACGCUCAGCGCGACGCGCGGUGUUCCAGCCUGCCAGGUGCCUCGUCUGAGCGAGAGCGUGUCCAAGCAGCUGGGACUGAAAAGCGUCCUCGCACUCGGGUUCAGACGCGGCGCCUCGAAAGACGAAGAGGUCUUCACUGACACUGUUGUUGCUAUUGAACCCAGGGUGCCAGCACUGGAUGUGGCGUGGCUCCACGGCGCAGCAGCAGCAGCAGAUGCUUUAACACAGGCUGCUGACAAGGAGGAGAAUAAGGAGAAGAGAGGAGAGAAGAGGAAACUGGAGGAGGUCACAGAGUCUCCCUCCUCCUGCUCUCUGCUGCCUCUGAAAGUGAAGAAAAUUGUUGCCAACCCUUUAAAGAAAAGAGUGAAGAAGGUUAAGUCAUAGGCAGACAAAUGGAACAGAAACUCUGUUUGUUUAAUCUAGUGGUUGUGUCCUUUUCAUAGAUCUAGAAGUAAAUUCUCCUUUCUAGAUUGUUUGAUUGGAUUUUGUUUUACAAUUUAUAAAUCUUUUAUCUUUCAAAGAAAAAUAUAAUUUGCGUGACCUGAAACAGUUUUUUAUUUAAUCUAUUAGAGAUGUGACUCGAAUUGCUCACUCCAUUUCAUAUAAUUAUGGUAUUACUGCAGCGUUCUUCAUGCAAUAAUAGCUCAUGACUCAUGGCUCUUUUUUUUUAGUGAGUUUAUUCAAUCAAAUAUCCAUGCUGGUAUAGCUGACGUGUGAGUUGACAGAUUAUUUGCAUGGGGUCAUGUCUAUGUGAUGCUGGUACAAGUUCUUCAGCUUUUUCACAGCCUACAAUGGAUUUGAAUAAAAAUAUUGUUCUUCCGAAA